Messenger RNA from Pipra filicauda (Wire-tailed manakin), 7922 nucleotides. It is a transcript of the gene RIMS2, whose product is annotated as regulating synaptic membrane exocytosis 2. Gene Ontology annotation, molecular function: transmembrane transporter binding; small GTPase binding. Lineage: Eukaryota; Metazoa; Chordata; Aves; Passeriformes; Pipridae. Gene Ontology annotation, cellular component: presynaptic membrane; cytoskeleton of presynaptic active zone. Gene Ontology annotation, biological process: calcium ion-regulated exocytosis of neurotransmitter; regulation of membrane potential; positive regulation of synaptic transmission. The transcript is spliced from 33 exons. The record is from RefSeq and is a predicted model, not a curated record. The coding region runs from base 277 to 5205 and encodes 1642 amino acids.
UUCCUCUCUCGGCGCUGCCCUCUCCCCUCCCCACUCCCCCUGCUCGCCCCCCGGGGCCCCUCCGUCCCCGUCCCCCCGCUGCCGCCGGCGGCCGGGCGGGUGGGUGCGAGGUCGGGGCUGACGGGCACCCCGCCCCUCCCCGGCGGGGCCGUCAUUAGGCUGCCGGUUGAUUACAGGGUAUUGAUUUGUAUGUGCUUCUCCCGGCGCCGGCCGCUCCCGCUGGUGCUGCCGGAGUUCGGGCAGCGCUUCCCGUAGCGGCGGCAGCUCCCACCAAACAUGUCGGCUCCCGCCGGGCCCCGGAGCGGCCCCGCCGCUCCUCAGCCUCCUCCGGCCCCGCAGCCCGAGAUGCCGGACCUCAGCCACCUCACGGAGGAAGAGCGGAAGAUCAUCCUGGCCGUCAUGGACCGCCAGAAGAAGGAAGAGGAGAAGGAGCAAUCCGUGCUCAAGGUCAAAGAAGAGCAAAAACCACAGUCGACACAGUGGUUUCCCUUUAGUGGGAUCACUGAGCUGGUAAAUAACGUUCUCCAACCACAGCAAAAACAGCAAAAUGAAAAGGAGCCCCAGACAAAAUUACAUCAGCAGUUUGAAAUGUAUAAGGAGCAAGUGAAGAAGAUGGGUGAAGAAUCACAGCAGCAGCAGGAGCAGAAGGGUGAUGCCCCAACCUGUGGCAUCUGCCACAAAACAAAAUUUGCUGAUGGCUGUGGCCAUAACUGUUCAUAUUGCCAAACUAAAUUCUGUGCACGCUGUGGAGGAAGAGUGUCUUUACGGUCAAAUAAGGAGGACAAAGUGGUAAUGUGGGUAUGUAACUUGUGCCGAAAACAACAAGAAAUCCUCACAAAAUCAGGAGCCUGGUUCUAUAACAGUGGAUCACAUGCACCACAGCAGCCUGACCAAGAAGGAAUUAGAGCUCUGCGGAACGAGGAAGCACCUCAAGAGAAAAAAGCAAAGCUGCAGGAGCAUCCUCAGUACCAAGGACCACCAGGUGACAUAUCCACACAAGCUUUGGACAAAAACAGAUCUCAAGGGCUCACAAGACAAGACUCAAUUAAGAAUGGUUCAGGAGUAAAGCAUCAAGUAACAAGUGACACAACAUCAGACAGGAAAAGAAGCCCAUCAAUAUCAAGAGAACAGAACAGAAGAUACGAGCAAAGGGACGAGCGAGACGAAUAUUCACAGUAUGCUACAUCAGACAGUGCGAUGCCCAGGUCACCAUCAGAUUAUUCAGAUAGACGGUCACAGCGUGGGCCUCAGUUAUAUGAAGAACCUGAACUGGGUGAUUAUAGGGAUUCCAACCGAAGGAGCCGCAGGCGUUCCAAGGAGUAUCCGGUAGAAGAAGAAGAUGCACAAAACAGGGAAGAAUAUGAAAGGCAGCGGAGAGAAGAGGAAUACCAGGCACGAUACCGAAGUGACCCUAAUUUGGCUCGUUACCCAGUCAAGCCACAACCAUAUGAGGAACAAAUGCGUAUCCAUGCUGAAGUGUCCCGAGCACGUCAUGAACGGAGGCAUAGUGAUGUCUCAUUGGCAAAUACAGAGUUGGAAGAUUCUCGGAUGUCUAUGCUCAGGAUGGAACGGCCAUCAAGGCAAAGAUCGGUGUCUGAGCGCAGGGCUGCCAUGGAAAAUCAACGUUCAUACUCUAUGGAAAGAACUCGAGAGGCUCAGGGGCCAAGUCCCAAUCGUCAGAGGACCACAAAUCAUAGCCCUCCUACACCUAGGAGGAGUCCAAUUCCUCUGGAAAGACCAGACAUGAGGCGCUCUGAUUCAUUAAGGAAACAGCACCAUUUGGAUCCCAAUUCUGCUGUACGGAAAACAAAACGUGAAAAAAUGGAGACCAUGUUACGGAAUGAUUCACUUAGCUCAGACCAGUCUGAAUCUAUCAGACCUCCCCCACCAAAGCCCCAUAAAACGAAAAAGGGAGGUAAAAUGCGCCAGGUUUCAUUAAGUAGCUCAGAAGAAGAAUUGGCAUCCACUCCAGAAUAUACAAGUUGUGAUGAUGUAGAGAUUGAAAGUGAAAGUGUUAGUGAAAAAGGGGACAGUCAAAAGGGAAAAAGAAAAACUAGUGAGCAGGCAGUUUUGUCGGAUUCUAACACCUUAUCCGAGAGGCAAAAGAAAAUGGUGUGCUUUGGUGGCCACUCUUUGGAAGAGGACUUGGAAUGGUCUGAGCCUCAGAUAAAAGACUCUGGGGUAGAUACGUGUAGUAGCACAACUCUAAACGAGGAACAUAGCCAUAGUGAGAAGCAUCCAGUAACUUGGCAACCAUCCAAAGAUGGAGAUCGUCUCAUUGGUCGGAUUUUGUUAAAUAAGCGACUAAAAGAUGGAAGUGUGCCUAGAGAUUCAGGAGCAAUGCUUGGAUUGAAGGUAGUAGGAGGAAAGAUGACUGAAUCAGGUCGACUCUGCGCAUUUAUCACCAAAGUUAAAAAAGGAAGCUUAGCUGAUACAGUGGGGCAUCUUAGACCAGGUGAUGAAGUGUUAGAAUGGAAUGGAAGGCUACUACAAGGAGCCACUUUUGAGGAGGUAUAUAACAUCAUUUUAGAAUCCAAACCUGAGCCACAAGUGGAGCUUGUAGUUUCAAGACCAAUAGGGGACAUUCCCAGAAUACCUGACAGCACACAUGCACAGCUGGAGUCCAGUUCAAGUUCAUUCGAAUCUCAAAAAAUGGACCGACCUUCUAUUUCAGUGACUUCUCCUAUGAGUCCUGGCAUGUUAAGGGAUGUUCCACAGUUCUUGUCUGGACAACUUUCAAGCCAAAGCCUUAGUAGAAGAACAACGCCUUUUGUUCCUAGGGUUCAGAUAAAACUGUGGUAUGACAAGGUUGGUCAUCAGCUAAUAGUGACAAUACUGGGAGCAAAGGAUCUUCCUUCAAGGGAAGAUGGGAGGCCAAGGAAUCCUUAUGUUAAAAUUUACUUUCUUCCAGACAGAAGUGAUAAAAAUAAAAGAAGAACAAAAACAGUGAAGAAAACAUUGGAACCAAAGUGGAAUCAGACAUUUAUUUAUUCUCCAGUUCAUCGGAGAGAGUUUAGAGAACGAAUGUUAGAAAUCACUCUUUGGGACCAAGCACGAGUUCGAGAGGAAGAAAGUGAAUUUUUAGGAGAGAUUCUUAUUGAGUUAGAAACAGCAUUACUAGAUGAUGAACCUCACUGGUACAAACUUCAAACACACGAUGUCUCUUCAUUGCCACUUCCCCAUCCCUCUCCAUAUUUGCCACGCAGACAACUCCAUGGCGAGAGCCCCACUCGGAGGUUACAAAAUAAAGGCUUAUAUUCAUAUAAUUCAGGAUCCAAAAGAAUCAGCGACAGUGAAGUCUCUGAUUAUGACUGUGAUGAUGGAAUUGGUGUUGUUUCAGAUUAUCGACAUAAUGGGAGAGAUCUUCAAAGUUCAACAUUAUCAGUGCCAGAACAAGUUAUGUCAUCUAAUCAUUGUUCUCGAUCAGGGUCCCCUCACCGUGGAGAUAGUAUAGGACGGACUAGAUCGUGGUCUCCCAGUGUCCCUCCCCCACAAAGUCGGAAUGUGGAUCAGGGACCACGAGGGACUCGAUCUACCGCUGCGCAUUACAACACCCUGAACCGCAUGGAUAGGCACCGAGUCAUAGACGACCACUACUCCCCGGACAGAGAGAGGAAUUGUGAAGCAGCAGAUAGACAGCCAUAUCAAAGAUCCAGAUCAACAGAGCAACGUCCUAUGCUAGAGCGGACCAACUCCCGCUCCCGAUCCACAGAGCGUCCUGACUCAAACCUCAUCAGGUCGAUGCCUUCAUUAAUGACUGGAAGAUCUGCCCCUCCUUCACCUGCCUUACCGAGGUCACAUCCUCGAUCUGGGUCUGUUCAGACAAGUCCAUCAAGUACUCCGGUAGUAGGGCGAAGGGGCAGGCAGUUACCGCAGCUCCCACCCAAGGGGACGUUGGAGAGAAAAGAAGCGGAAUCAUCAAGGAGAAGAAACUCAGAAGAAAAGAAAGCAGAUCCAGAGAAUGGGGAUACAGGUGCAAUGGAUGUAGAAGAAAGGAAUCGCCAAAUGAAAAUGAGCAAGUACAAACAGGUAGCAGGAUCAGAUUCCAGGCUGGAACAAGAUUAUCAUUCUAAGUAUCGGUCAGGGCGGGAUCCUCAUCGAGGCUCAGACAAUGUUUCCAAUAAGUCUUCUGACAGCGAUGUCAGCGAUGUCUCCGCUGUGUCACGGACAAGCAGCGCUUCACGUUUCAGCAGCACAAGCUACAUGUCCGUCCAGUCUGAGCGUCCAAGAGGAAACAAGAAAAUAAGUGUCUUUACAUCCAAAAUGCAAAGCAGACAGAUGGGCGUCUCAGGAAAGAACAUGACUAAGAGCACCAGCAUCAGCGGGGACAUGUACACGCUGGAGAAGAACGAUGGCAGCCAGUCUGACACAGCAGUGGGCACUGUUGGUGGCGGCAGCAAAAAGAGACGGUCCAGCAUCGGCGCGAAGAUGGUCGCCAUAGUGGGUCUCUCAAGAAAAAGUCGCAGCACAUCACAGCUCAGCCAAACUGAAGCAGGGGGCAAGAAGCUGCGGAGCACCGUCCAGAGGAGCACUGAGACAGGGCUGGCUGUGGAGAUGAGGAACUGGAUGACUCGUCAGGCUAGCCGGGAAUCGACGGAUGGGAGCAUGAACAGCUACAGUUCUGAGGGAAAUUUGAUUUUCCCUGGUGUGAGGUUGGCUGCAGAUAGCCAGUUCAGUGAUUUUCUGGAUGGACUUGGUCCCGCCCAGCUUGUAGGACGACAGACUUUGGCAACACCAUCAAUGGGAGAUAUUCAGGUGGGAAUGAUGGACAAGAAAGGACAACUGGAAGUAGAAAUAAUCCGAGCCCGUGGCCUUGUUGUAAAACCAGGUUCAAAGACACUGCCAGCACCAUAUGUAAAGGUGUAUCUAUUAGAAAAUGGAGUCUGCAUAGCCAAAAAGAAGACAAAGGUAGCAAGAAAAACUCUGGAACCACUUUAUCAGCAACUUCUAUCUUUUGAAGAAAGUCCCCAAGGGAAAGUUUUACAGAUAAUUGUUUGGGGAGACUAUGGACGUAUGGAUCACAAAUCCUUUAUGGGAGUGGCACAGAUACUUUUAGAUGAACUGGACCUGUCCAACAUGGUGAUUGGGUGGUUCAAACUUUUUCCUCCUUCUUCCCUAGUAGACCCAACUUUAGCUCCUCUCACUAGAAGAGCUUCCCAAUCAUCUCUUGAAAGUUCAACAGGACCUUCAUAUUCUCGCUCAUAGCAGCUGUGAAACUGUUGUCAUAGCAACCAGCGUUACAAAAAAAUAAAUUACAGGUCGCAAACCCUGGUAACACUGCAUGCUUAAUGUUGUGUCUUCUGAGCCUGUUUCUAGGGCUGCAACGCGAUCCUGUGUUCUCAAGGAAGUUGCACACAUUGUGCCCUACAGAAGGCCCUCAGGUGAUGGACUGAAAUCACGAAGAACUGAUAGGUUUGGAGUUCAGGGACUCAGUUUUGGUCCAAUCUGAAGCCAUGGACUAAACUAAAAAAAUCAAUCUGUUUCAUGCAACAAAAGUCCUUUUCAAUAGCAUAUCUGUUUUGUUGCUCCCGUUGCUUUAUUUAUCUGCCCUCUACUCCUAAAGCUUGGUUAUGCCACAGAAAUGGAGUUACCCUCCCACGAAGCCACGUUACAAGUCAGUGGAAUAGCAGACAGUGGAAGAAAAGAAGAAUGUAAGGAUGCUGGAGAAGUCAACUGGCACUUGCAGCAGUUGCUUGAGAUCUGAAAAAUCUUCAUAUUGAAAAGGUUCAAGACUUAAAGUGGCGGGCUUCAUACCUCCAGCUAUUCACACAGUGAAACCCCAGACAUGAUGGACUCUCUGAAAAAUAAAAUUCUGUGGAUAUACUGUACUGUAUGAAAUUAAGAAACUUUUUUGCAUGGACACAGAUUUAGCUGAACACUUAAAUUAUUUUCUUGGGGCUGCAACUUGCAAAAAAAGAAAAAAGAAUAAAUCAGCCAUUUUCAACAGUUUAUAUUAUUUUUAAAAAUAAAUUUCACUAGUGCAUGGUUUUAAAGGAAAGAGAAUGCAACAGGGUGAUACAAAGACACACCACGUUUAUCAUUCUUUAAACCAAUCAUGGUCUGUAUUUUUGCAGACUUAUAUUAAAAAUAAAAAAUAAUUUCUAGCAAAUAUUUAAAAUUCUGUUUAUGUGACAAGAAAUAAGUGUAAUAUAUUAAAUUUAUUUAAAUGUAAAAGGUACAAGCCUUGUAAAGUUCAACAUAAUGUGCAAAUUGUACACUUCUUUUACCACCUCCUUUCUCUAUCUCUCCUUCCAGUCUCCCUUCUUCCUUUUGCUCUUUUUCCCCUCUACCUCCCAGGAUGAUCAGAAUAUUCUAAAAUGGCUACCUUUUGACUUAUUACUCUCUUAUGCCCCAUAUUUGGUUCAGGGUUGCAGAUUGUUCUGCAUUUCUGAAUUAUUUGAGAAAAAUAUUGAUUAAGAACUUACUUUUUUUCAAGCAUGUUGAAAAGGAUUUUGCAACAUGGCUUGGGAGUACAUUAAUGUAAUUCAGCAUGUAUUUGAUAAAGAAGAUAUUUGAACUUUUUGCAAUUUAUUGUACAGUGCAUGGUAACUUAUUUUCAUUUUUUUCUCACCUUCAAAUUGAAUUCUGCAGCAAAAUACUGGAAUCAUGUGGCCAUUGUAAGAUGUCUUCAAUAAAUUUGUUUUCAGCACCAGCAUCUUUCAUUCAAGGACUGAACUAUCAUUUCUUGAAGGUUUUUGGAAAGAGAAAGAAUUAAGUACCUGGUUGAUUUUUAGGAAAUAAAUUUAAGCACUUUUAUUUGCACUAAACCAAAUUGAUUGCUACGUUUUUGAGAUUACAAAAGCAACACAGGUUACUAAUCCAGACAGUUCUUCUGCUGUAAAGUUCAAUUUUCAUAAAUUACAUUUGCAUUGCAAAAGACAUAAUUAGGUAAUAUCAGUCUGGAAAAUAACAGUCUUUGGUUUGUAAAAUAGCCUUAAAGAAAGCUUAUCAGUACCACUCUGACAGCUAUUUGACACCAUUACCAGAACCUCACUGCAGUUAAUGCAUCUUCAAAAACCUGGUUUUUGUAGCAUACAGUAACUACCAUUGGGUGGUGCUGCAAGUUCAAGCUUCUCAUUAAAUUAUGUUGUUUAAAGGGAAUGUAACUGGCUAACAUUUAAUAACAAAUAUCCUUUUUUUCUGGGUCUUUGUAUGCCUUUAAUACCUACUUAAGGUUUAUUAUUGAAACCUUGCAAUAAUUUUUGAAGUAUACAUUACAUUUACCUUUAAGGCCACACGCAAGUAUUCUGAUUUUAUUGAAAAAUCUAUUGAAGUUUCCCAUUAACAAACUGUAAAUGCCUCGUAAGAGGGCAAAAGUAAUAACAGUAUCACUUAUAAUGCCUUUUACUUUGUGCAAUAUCAUAGAAAUCGAGAUUGUGUCUUGUCUGCAGAGUUUAUAUAAUGGAUUAUUGUUAAUAGACAGACUGGUAAAAUUAUAUUUAUUGAAAUAAUUUAGACACCUGUCUACCAGCAGCAAAUAAAUACUACUAACAUACAGUCUACAAUAUCCCCUAGGAUAUAAACAAAAAUACAUAACCAUUUUCCUGACACUGUGAGAUGUGCUCACACAUUCUUGUAUGCAUAGUCCUAUAUAAAUUAUUUCAAAUUUUAAAAUCAAGGAGAUGACACAUGGAAGGUUUGUACAUACUUGUUGUUAUGCAGUAUUUAUUUUAAAAAAAUUAAUGUAUUUUUUUUAAUUUUCACACGUCUGCAACUCUACUUAUGGUUUAGUCAUGUAAAUAGCACUAUUCCAGUGAUCACUGCUGUCUUGUACAUAGUACGUUUUAAAAAGCUAAAAGGAAUUACAGUUGGGGAAAAAAAAAAAGGGCAGAUUAGGCCUGUCAUGAACACCAACUAAUGUAAAUCAAACUCAUUCUGGUGAUGGUAUUUAACACUUUAAAUAAAACAUUUUCUUUACAGAA